CCAUAUACUUGCACAAGUCGGGACCAAGUCUAUGCCAAGACUAUCGCGCCCCGAAGGAGUUGUCUAAAUUGAAGAAAGAAAAGAAAAGAGAACCUCGUGAAAGUGUGCGGGAUUGGCCGACGCAACAGGAACGUUGAUUUCUCAAUCACCCCUACCACUUCACGUCACACUAUCGGUCCCUGUUAUUCAUCACUGAAAAGUGAUCCCCCUUUGGGCUGGGUCCCCCGUGUUGAUGACAUGUCGUCCAAACUGAAUCUUAAACAAACGCCUCAAGAGGCUGAAGAUCGGGCUAGGCGUCAAGCCCAGCGUGCGGCUCGUAGGGAAAGUCCAAGGCUGUACCGCAAUGAAUCUCCGUCGUCGCGGCAACACCAUCGUUCCCGUCGUCCUCAUCGAGACCGCUCUGCUUCAUCAACGCAUCCUACAUUCCCGGGCCCCAGCCGGCAUGCUCGUUCUGCUGCUCAGUCUGCUAGCUAUUACAGCAUGGAGGAAGAAGACUUGGCUUCCGAGUCCUAUGAGCCACGGAAGACUGUGGAUGAUCUUCGAGCUGAAGCGGAAGAAGCUUAUUUCCGUUCGAAACUUUUCAAUGCAAUGGCAGACGAUGAACGUCUGGAAGCACUUGAGGCAUCCUUUAACUCUCAUGCUCAUACUCCUCAUCGUUGGGGUUCUCCCGUGGCCUCAUCGGCUACGGCGAAUGAUUCUGCCGCAGACAUAAACGCUAUGUCUGAUGAAGAGUAUGCAGAGUGGAUUAGGAGGGGCAUGUGGCGUCGCACACACCGUGAAGAAGUCGAAGCCGAAGCACGGAAACAAGAGGAAAAGAAGAGAAAGAAGGAGAGGGAACGUGCAGCACGUAAGGCAUACGGAGAGGCAGAGAGGCGUAAAGAAACACGACGAGCUGCAAAACGAGCUGAGGAGAAAGCCCUAGCCCGAAGGGAAGCGGGGAUCACUUACCAGUCCUUUUGGUCCGAAUUGCAGGCCCGAGCCGCAGCUGCAUCAUCUACGUCCGAUCAAUUCGGGGCUGACCCUCCUUUCCUUACAUUCUCCCUCAUACCUUGGCCGGUAUUCGAACUACCUGAAGGCCCCGAAACUAUAACAAGAGAAGCCGUAUCUGAGUUCCUUCUCUCUGACGAUCAUUCUCCCGGUAGAACGCAUAAACAAAGGAUACGAGAGGCUUUGCUAGCAUACCACCCUGAUAGAUUUGUGGGGCGAUACAUAUCGCUAGUUGAAGCAUCUCAUCAGAAGGCUGUGGAGGAAGGUGUUGGAAGAGUAGUACGGAUUCUGAAUGAUAUGCUGGAAGGGCUGGCAUCUAGAUAAUAUUUAUUACAUAUUUAUUAUUAUCAUUAGUUCACAACAUGCAAUGGUUCAAUCACUUC
Molecule: messenger RNA, 1370 nt
Organism: Cantharellus anzutake
Lineage: Eukaryota; Fungi; Basidiomycota; Agaricomycetes; Cantharellales; Hydnaceae
Exons: 1
Coding region: 238-1311 (357 amino acids)
Biological process (GO): canonical NF-kappaB signal transduction
Source: RefSeq, a predicted model, not a curated record